Protobothrops mucrosquamatus (brown spotted pit viper) is the source of this 440-nucleotide messenger RNA. Its product is annotated as fructose-bisphosphate aldolase C-like. The annotation marks the transcript as partial. Gene Ontology annotation, cellular component: cytosol. Gene Ontology annotation, molecular function: fructose-bisphosphate aldolase activity. Gene Ontology annotation, biological process: glycolytic process; fructose 1,6-bisphosphate metabolic process. The transcript is spliced from 3 exons. The record is from RefSeq and is a predicted model, not a curated record. NCBI's taxonomy places the organism in Eukaryota, Metazoa, Chordata, Lepidosauria, Squamata, Viperidae.
GGCUGGAUGGGCUGGCAGAGCGCUGUGCCCAGUACAAGAAAGAUGGCGCGGACUUUGCCAAGUGGCGCUGUGUGCUGAAGAUCAGCGAGAACACCCCCUCCAGCCUGGCCAUCCUGGAGAACGCCAACGUGCUCGCCCGCUAUGCCAGCAUCUGCCAGCAGAACGGCAUUGUGCCCAUCGUGGAACCGGAGAUCCUGCCAGACGGGGAGCACGACCUGAAGCGGUGCCAGUACGUGACUGAGAAGGUCCUGGCUGCCGUCUACAAGGCCCUGAGCGACCACCACAUCUACCUGGAAGGGACCCUGCUGAAGCCCAACAUGGUGACCCCUGGCCACGCCUGCCCCAACAAGUACAAUCCCGAAGAGAUCGCCAUGGCCACCGUCACCGCCCUGCGCCGGACCGUCCCGCCCGCCGUGCCAGGUAAGGUCACCACCAGGUAA